Messenger RNA from Pseudoliparis swirei, 1698 nucleotides. RefSeq names its product nuclear receptor subfamily 4 group A member 2-like. Gene Ontology annotation, cellular component: nucleus; transcription regulator complex. The transcript has 6 exons. Gene Ontology annotation, molecular function: nuclear glucocorticoid receptor binding; RNA polymerase II cis-regulatory region sequence-specific DNA binding; nuclear receptor activity. Bases 1 to 1698 code for a protein of 565 amino acids. The record is from RefSeq and is a predicted model, not a curated record. NCBI's taxonomy places the organism in Eukaryota, Metazoa, Chordata, Actinopteri, Perciformes, Liparidae. Gene Ontology annotation, biological process: dopaminergic neuron differentiation; cellular response to corticotropin-releasing hormone stimulus; central nervous system neuron differentiation.
AUGCCGUGCGUCCAGACCCAGUGCGCCUCCUCUCCCCAAGGAGCCAGCCCGGCCUCUCAGGGCGUCGGCGGCUGCGACUUCCUCACCCCGGAGUUCGUCAAGUUCAGCAUGGACCUCACCAACAGCGAGAUCUCGGCCGCCACGUCGGCUCCCAGCAGCUUUGGCCCCUUGGGGGACACUUACGGCGCCGGCUACGACGCGAAGCCCCCGUGCCUCUUCCAAAUGCCGGCGCAGGGGGAGCUCCCGUGCGUAAAGGUGGAGGAUGCACACGGGUGUCCGCGCUAUCAGCCCAAUCAGCAUCACCCGUCCGACGAGCUGCUCUCCUCCCCGGGCUCCGUGUACUAUUACCGGUCCCCGUCGCCGCACACCCCCCUCGCCUCCAACUUCCAAACUCCCCCGGGACACCUAUGGGAGGACUCCGGCUCUCUGUACAGUUUCAGACAAGACUAUUUGGCGGCGGCGCACCGGAAAAACGCGUUCUCCAGAUUCUCGCUGUUUUCCCUCAAACACGGGAGCGAGAGCGCGUCCACCUGCCGGGUGAAGCUCGACGGCUCGCUCCACGUGUCCGUGAACCAGCAGCUGGACGGCCCCGGGGCUUUGGGCUCCGCUUCCCACGGAAAGCAGCCCGCAGUGGGCUUUCCCCACCCGCUGCAGUUCGCCCACGGCCACCACUUUAUGGACUACCAGACCUCGAGUGGCCCGAGCCGAGGGCCGCUGAGCACCGAGGGGCUGUGCGCGGUGUGCGGGGACAACGCCGCGUGCCAGCACUACGGAGUGCGCACCUGCGAGGGCUGCAAGGGCUUCUUCAAGCGCACGGUCCAAAAGAAUGCCAAGUACGUGUGUCUGGCGGCCAGGAGCUGCCCGGUGGACAAACGCAGGAGGAACCGAUGUCAGUACUGCCGCUUCCAGAAGUGCCUCGUUGUGGGAAUGGUCAAAGAAGUGGUGAGGACGGCCGGCCUGAAAGGUCGCCGGGGUCGCCUGCCCUCCAAACCCAAAGCCCCCGCGGACUCGCCGCCUCCCGCCGGCGCCCUGCUGAGCGCGCUCGUUAGGGCGCACGCCGAGUCCGACCCGCCUCCUUCUCGCCUCGACGACUUCAAGCUCAAGGAGAGUCCGGCGGUGGACGACGUCCAGCACGUGCGUCAGUUCUACGACCUCUUGACCCGGUCCAUGGAGGUGAUCCGAGGCUGGGCCCAGAAGGUCCCGGGCUUCACGGCGCUGCCCAAACACGACCAGGACCUCCUCUUCUACUCGGCCUUCCUGGAGCUCUUUGUCCUGCGCCUGUCGUACAGGUCCAACCCGGAGGACGGGAAGCUGGUGUUCUGCGACGGCUCGGUGUGGCACCGGCUCCAGUGCCUGCGGGGCUUCGGCGAGUGGAUCGACGGCAUCGUGGCUUUCUGCGCCGGCCUGCGCCGCAUGGACCUGGACGUGUCCACCUUCUCCUGCGUCUGCACGCUGGCGCUGGUCACCGAGCGCCACGGGCUGAAGGAGCAGCAGCGGGUGGAGGAGCUGCAGAGCAGCGUGGCGCGCUGCCUGCAGGGCGCCGCCGGGCUGUCGGACCGCCGGGCCCUGGAGACGCUGCGGGAGCUGCGUGCGCUGAGCCUGCAGGGCCUGCAGAGGAUCUUCUACCUGAAGCUGGAGGACCUGGUGCCGCCGCCCGCCGCCAUCGACAAGCUGUUCCUGGACACGCUGCCCUUCUAG